CGAAGUACAAUUAUCAUCCAAGUAAAUAGUGGAUUACCAUAACAGAAAAUGGUUUCAUAAAAAUUAUUGAUUCCAUGAUUAUAAAAAAGAUUGGUAGACAUUCAAUGUAAUCGCGGUUUCACGUUACCCGAGAAGUCUGCUACCUAUAUGUAAACAUUUUACAAUAAAAUAAGAAAUUAAAAUUGAAGGUGAAAACUAAUCGUGAAUCAAUGAUAAUUUUGAGAGUUUUACUAGUGAAGUUUAAACAUCUUGGCAUAAUUUAAUAAAAAUGGUUGAAAAUCAAGAAGAAGUCAAUUAUGCAAAAUUAGCUCGAACAGAGUAUUUUAAAAAACUGCAAGCAUGGAUCGACAAAGUGUAUGCUUCACAAGCAUUAAUUUAUUCUGGUCCCUUCAUAGAGUUGCAAGCUAGUCAAGUCAUUAAUGGUUCUAUGCCAAAUUUAGCACCUUCAAAUAUAAGGAUAUCAACAGAAAGUACAAAUACAAAUACAAAUGCCAAUAAUCAAGAAAGACAAGAUGAAAGAUUUCACCAAAGACGAACAAAUGAGGCCAGAACAGCAGAAGUACCAGCAGGAAAUUUGACAGGUGUCACAUACAAAAUUCCUCCUAUAUGGAAAAGAUUUGUUGCUGAAUUAAUUGAUUCUAUACUAUUGUUUGUUUUGAAGUUGUCUUUGACCUUUAUUGCUGUGGAUUUAUUUGAUUUUAUUGACUUCAAACGAUACUAUACAGAAAUGCUUCAAACCAACCUCAGAGUAGUUGAUUACAAAAUGGCUCUAGAUUUAACAUCAGGUUUAACAAUUAUAGAACUAAUUCAUAGAGUGUUUGUGUGCAUAUUCGAGGCAUCGUGGUUGCAACACGGAAGAAAUGGUCAUAUUGGUGGUGCAACGCCAGGGAAAUCUUUGAUGAAGAUUAAAGUAGUUUCAUGCCAAAAUAUUACACAGAUUGGUCGUCCAGAAGACGAACUGGUAUUAGUAGUUCCUGGAAACGAUUUGGGUUUGCUACCAGCAUUAGGAAGAUCUAUUUUAAAAAAUUUGGUUUUAGCCUUUUUCCUUCCUAUAUCAUUUGCUAUGUGCUUUUUCAAAUUUAAUCGAACUUUUUAUGAUUUGAUUUGUAAUACUAUUGUUGUUGAAGAUCCUCAUAGAAAUGGGAAUAACAAUGUUCCCAACCAAAAUGUAAAUAACAAUAACAACAACAACAACAACAACAACAACAACCAAAACUUCAAUAACAAUAACAAUGCAAACUUUUAUGAUAAUAAUGUAAGAGUGCAUCAAGAUUAAUUAAUUUUUUUGCUCAAGGGUCGAUGUAAAUAGAUUGUAAAACUUAAUUCAAUUCAAUAUCUUUGAAUGCAACAGAAAAAAGGUAAUACUUUUGAAAAAGAGAAUUUAAGCCUAAGUGUAUGAUUUUUUCUGACAAAAAGCCUAUUUUACCAUAUUUAUAGUCAUUUUGGUGCUUUACUUGCUGUGUAUAAGUAUUGUGAAUUGAUAAAACAUGGAGAGUUGGAUAUCAUUUACAUCUAUGUAAACAAUAACUAAUUCAUAAUAAUUGAAAAUCACGAUUAUUUUUCUAGAAAAAUAAAAUAUUUCUUAAUAUAA
Trichogramma pretiosum is the source of this 1591-nucleotide messenger RNA. RefSeq names its product protein FAM8A1. The coding region runs from base 269 to 1276 and encodes 335 amino acids. Lineage: Eukaryota; Metazoa; Arthropoda; Insecta; Hymenoptera; Trichogrammatidae. The transcript is spliced from 6 exons. The record is from RefSeq and is a predicted model, not a curated record.